AUGACAGGUUUGCCCGCCAUUAAUCCGCUGGACCCAGUGGUGACUCCUGAAGGCAUGGAAGCGGCCAGUCUGGACGAGGUCAGGGCAAUUCGUGGAGCUGAUUUCGCUAAAUUGGCUAAGGCUCUCGAAGAACUACACAAUCAUCGUCGCUCGAAGCUUCGGGUAAUGUGGUGCGGCAUCGCUAGAGUUGUUGACACGUCGUCGAACUGGGUGUUCACAUCGAAGAACUUACUAACUGGAGAAACAAAGGAAGCUCAUGCGACCCGGUUCACGUUCUACGCGGAUUCUUCGCUGAGGAUCACGGAGGAUCUUCUCGCUCACGUCCCGCACAACAGUGAAGGACAUGUUGUGGAGAAGCUGCUGGAAGCUCGCUACGACGCGACUAGCGCGAUGCGUCAGCUUUUGGUCAAGUGGCGUGGGUUAUGUGAGCUUGAGAACACAUGGGAUCCCGUGUAG
Phytophthora nicotianae INRA-310 is the source of this 456-nucleotide messenger RNA. RefSeq lists its product as hypothetical. The transcript is spliced from 2 exons. NCBI's taxonomy places the organism in Eukaryota, Oomycota, Peronosporomycetes, Peronosporales, Peronosporaceae. The record is from RefSeq and is a predicted model, not a curated record. Bases 1 to 456 code for a protein of 151 amino acids.